UCGCCGCUGCCAGCCCGAGUCACCGAUCGAACCCCACGUCCAGCCGACACCUGCUGCCCAGAGCGAACCCCCGGCCCAACGCCUGAGGAGCAGCGCUUGUUGGGAGGCAGACAUCGCAGCAGGACAGAUCACGGGGCUCAUUUUCCUACCCUAGAGAAGAGAACCGAAAAGGAAAAGUUUCACUUCAGCCGGCGAUACAACCGCCUGCUGCUUGUUGUUUCGGCUCAACAUGUCUGCAUUAAUGGAUAUUGUAAUUCCGAGGCCGGAGUUUCUCUACUCGACGAAGUUCUGGGCUGUUUUCCACACGAUCCUCUGGCUUCAUCGCUAUGUGCGUCUGCUGGUCCAUUGCGUCAGCCACUGGACUUACAAGUCCAAAAUGCCAAACUGGGAAAAACCAAAGUACACAUCCAAAGAUGUCACGGUGAUCAUCCCGACCAUUCACAACCGCCCCGAGGAGUUGCGCCCGUCACUGGAGAGCAUCCUGGCUUGCCAGCCCGCGAAGCUGAUCCUCGUAACGACGUGGAACAAGCACGAGGCGCUGAGGCGCGUGACUGCGACGCUGCAGAUGCCGGACCCUGCGUGUCCCGUCGAAAUCGAGGUGCUCCACGUGGACAAGGCAAACAAGCGUCUCCAGGUCUGCAAGGCGCUGGAGGACGACCACGUUAGAACGGCGAUCACGGUCAUGGCCGACGACGACGUGGAAUGGCCGCCCACCUUGAUGCCGUGGCUGCUCGCGCCGUUCGAGGACGACAGGAUGGGCGGCGUUGGGACCUGCCAGCGGGUGAAGCGGGUCUUCGAUGGCGAUGUUGUGACCCGCAUCUUCAACUGGCUCGGGGCAGCCUACAUCGAGCGCCGCAACUUUGAGAUCUCGGCCACGCACAACAUCGACGGCGGCACGUCGUGCAUGUCGGGCCGCACGGGCGCGUACCGCACCGAGAUGCUCAAGAGCUACGAUUUCUUGGGGAGCUUCAAGAACGAGAAGUGGGGAAGGUACAUCCUCAAUGCUGACGACGACAACUUCGUUACGCGCUGGCUAGUGGCUCACCAGUGGAAGACCUGGAUCCAAUACGAGCCCGAGUGCGAGAUCGAGACGACGCUCGAGAACAGCACCAAGUUCCUCUACCAGUGUUCGCGCUGGGCAAGGAGCAACUGGAGGAGCAACUGGACCAGCCUGGUACGCGAAAGAUACGUGCUCACUCAGCAGCCGUGGUGCACGUACGCGCUGCAUAUUGCUACCUUCACCUCGCUGGCCUUCGUGGUCGACCCGCUUCUGCUCUUCUCGUGCUGGUGGGGUACGGAGAACUGGGAGCCUAGAAACCGGCGUAUCCUUCUCUGGGCGGAGAUUGCGUUCAUGUUUGGCUUUACCAAAGUAGUGAAACUGGUUGGUCUGUUUCGCAGGAAUCCAAGUGACAUCGUGUUCCUGCCGGUGUCCAUCCUGUUCGGCUACUUCCACGGCCUGAUCAAACUCUAUGCGCUGUUCACGCUCAAGGAGACAUCGUGGGGAAGCCGGGAGGACGGCGACGAGCACAACACAUUCCGUCUGCAGGAGAAGCCUGUCCGCAGCCAGAGCAUGGCGACACCGCACGGGCCGGGAUUGCCCAAGUCGAUGCGCCAUGCUCGCUUCUCGCAGGCCAAGCGCGUGGCCAUCUCGUCGUCGGGAAAACAGGGCUUCAUGUCUUACGCCCUGGCAGCAGCAACGGACGUUGCAUACCCGAAAGCCACCGGGUCUCCGAUGUAUGAUGACAUUGACAGCGCCGACGACUAGCCUCCAUCACCGUACGACGAGCGUUCACACACGACUCAUGAUGGCUGGACGACAUUUCGGGAUCUCAUUUUUGGUCUUGACGCGUCUCCCGGGUCACCACCGGGGUUACCGAGACAUGGUCGAGGCAAAACAGAACUCGACCUGCUUGGCUAAACAAUAAUGCUUUUGGAAGUCGGAGUCACCCAUACUAGGGCGCAUCUUCGUUUUCGGGG
Molecule: messenger RNA, 1977 nt
Organism: Thermothielavioides terrestris NRRL 8126
Lineage: Eukaryota; Fungi; Ascomycota; Sordariomycetes; Sordariales; Chaetomiaceae
Product: glycosyltransferase family 2 protein
Exons: 4
Coding region: 230-1765 (511 amino acids)
Source: RefSeq, a predicted model, not a curated record